CCGGUGGGUGCACCCAGAGAAAGAUCAGAGCUGAUUGGCGAGAACAGGGGAGGGGCGGGGCUGAUCAUACAGGAGAAGAAACAGAAUCUCAGGGCAGGGGGAUGGGACGGAGCUAAAUUCAGGAGGCGGGACUUACUGGGAAGAACAAGUCCGGUUGGACGGGGCAGGAGGCAGGGCUGAUUCAAGAGGGAGGGGUGUGCAAGAAAGUGGGCGGGGGCAGGUAAAGGGGCGGGGCCAAGGCUAGCAACGGGGAAGCAGCUCCUCUUGGUCGGAAGAUUUGGUCAGUGUCCAAGUCGGGGAGACCGAGGGUCCAGAGGAUUUGGGUCUGCGGGAGACCGGGGCGGGCGUAGGUCCCCCCCAACCUCGGGCAGAUCUUCGCACUCCUUAAGGGGGAGCCGCAAGGCCCUCUGGGAGUUGAAGCCUUCCGGGGGUUUCUAUGGCCUCGGGGGCGGGGCGGGCGCCUGGGCCGACUCGGCGGUUUGGCCAGGGGGAGGGGCUUUCGGAGGCCCCGGCCCGGCCCCGCCCCCGCCGCCAUGCGGCCCGCCCGGACUGCGCUCUGGCUGCGCCUCACAGUGGCCCUGGGCCUGGCCCUCGUUGGCCCCCUGCCUGUGGGGUGGUCCUCGGCCCGGGCCCCCAUCUAUGUCAGCAGCUGGGCCGUGCGGGUGUCCCAGGGUUACCGGGAGGCCGAGCGCCUGGCGCGCAAAUUCGGCUUCGUCAACCUGGGGCAGAUCUUUCCUGACGGGCAGUACUACCACCUGCGGCACCGGGGCGUGGUCCAGCAGUCCCUGACCCCACACUGGGGCCAUCGCCUGCGCCUAAAGAAAGACCCCAAGGUGCAGUGGUUCGAGCAGCAGACGCUGCGGCGGCGGGUGAAGCGCUCGGUGGUGGUACCCACGGACCCCUGGUUCCCCAAGCAGUGGUACAUGAACAACAAGGUGCAGCCGGACCUGAACAUCCUGCAGGCCUGGAGCCAGGGGCUGUCAGGCCAGGGCGUUGUGGUCUCUGUCCUGGACGACGGCAUCGAAAAGGACCACCCGGACCUCUGGGCCAACUACGACCCCCUGGCCAGCUACGACUUCAAUGACUAUGACCCAGAUCCCCAGCCGCGAUACACGCCCAGUGAUGAGAACCGGCACGGGACCCGCUGUGCUGGGGAGGUGGCAGCCAUAGCAAACAAUGGGUUCUGCGGCACGGGCGUUGCCUACAAUGCCCGCAUCGGAGGCGUGCGCAUGCUGGACGGCACCAUCACGGAUGUUAUCGAGGCCCAGUCGCUGAGCCUGCAGCCGCAGCACAUCCACAUCUACAGUGCCAGCUGGGGCCCUGAGGACGACGGCCGCACCGUGGACGGCCCGGGCAUUCUCACCCGGGAGGCCUUCAGGCGCGGUGUGACCAAGGGCCGUGGUGGGCUGGGCACGCUCUUCGUCUGGGCGUCGGGCAACGGCGGCCUGCACUAUGACAACUGCAACUGUGACGGCUACACCAACAGCAUCCACACGCUCUCGGUGGGCAGCACCACCCGGCACGGCCGCGUGCCCUGGUACAGCGAGGCCUGCGCCUCCACGCUUACCACCACCUACAGCAGCGGCGUGGCCGCCGACCCACAGAUCGUCACCACAGACCUGCACCACCAGUGCACGGACAAACACACGGGCACCUCGGCCUCGGCCCCGCUGGCUGCGGGUAUGAUCGCCCUGGCUCUGGAGGCCAACCCGUUCUUGACCUGGAGGGACAUGCAGCACCUGGUGGUCCGGGCGUCCAGGCCAGCACAGCUCCAGGCUGAGGACUGGAGGACCAACGGCGUAGGGCGCCAAGUGAGCCACCACUAUGGCUACGGGCUGCUGGACGCCAGGCUGCUUGUGGACAUGGCUCGAACGUGGCUGCCUACGCGGCCCCAGCAGAAAUGCGCCAUCCGGAUCGUACACACCCCCACCAGGCCCGCAGGAGGGGCCCUCACCCCCCACGCCGCCCCUAGCCCCAUCCUGCCGCUGAUGCGAGUGAGGAAGAAUGUGUCGGCCUGCGCGGGCCGUGCCAACUACAUCCGCUCACUGGAGCACGUGCAGGUGCAGCUGUCGCUGUCCUACAGCCGUCGGGGGGACCUGGAGAUCUCACUCACCAGCCCCAUGGGGACCCGCUCCACGCUCGUGGCCAUCAGCCCUCCCAGCCACCAGCACGUGGCCUCCACCCCGCACCCUGGCAUCUGUCCCAGACCCUUGGAUGUCAGCGGCCAAGGCUACAACAACUGGAUCUUCAUGUCCACCCACUUCUGGGACGAGGACCCGCAGGGCUUGUGGACUCUGGGCCUGGAAAACAAGGGCUACUAUUUCAACACGGGGACGCUGUACCGCUACACGCUGCUGCUCUACGGGACGGCCGAGGACAUGACCGCGCGGCCCUCCGGCCCCCAGGUGACCAGCAGCGCGUGUGUGCAGCGGGACACGGAGGGGCUGUGCCAGGAAUGCCACAGCCCCGCCUACAUCCUGGGCCACCUCUGCCUGGCCUACUGCCCUCCAAGGUACUUCAGCCACACCCAGCAGGCAGUGACCCCGGGGCCUGGGCGCUCCGCGACACCCACCCUGCGCAUCUGCUCCAGCUGCCACACCUCCUGCUACACCUGCCGCGGGGGGUCCCCGCUCAACUGCACCACCUGCCCCCCGUUGUACACGCUGGACGAGCUUCGGGGCUCCUGCUCAGGACCUGUCCCUCCCAACAGCACCCCCCAGUCCACUGCAGUGGCCCAGCCCAGCUGCCACCGUGGCCAAGCCCAGGCUGCGGUGCUGGCCUUGUUGGCCAUGGCCUUGGGGAGCCCCUUCCUCUGCAGCGUCCUGUCUGGAGGCUGCCUGCCGCCAUGUGGGGGCCUCCUCCGUGCCGGGCCCCCCCCCCAUCGCCACCCCAGGGCCGGCUGCUGGCAGGAACCUAGAACCAUCUGACUAGGGGGCAGACACAGGCCUGCGCAGGCACCGCUGUCCUGCUCCUUUGCUUCGGACUGGAACCCCGGCUGGGGAUGCGAGAGCCUACCCUGAGAAGGCCCUGGGUGACCACCGAGGGCUCAGGCCAGGGGCGGCCUGCACAGAAUCCUGGACCCGAAAUGGGCAGGUCCAGGUGAAAGAGAGAGAAAAGUCUAGUUACACAGUUUGGGGUGGGGGUGGGGGUGGGGUGGGGCCGAGGUGGGGCUGUGACCACCCUCCCUUCCCAGCCCCAGCAGUGGGUGGGAGGGGUGAGGGGAUCCAAUGAUCCGGAGUCUCAGGCACCACAUCUGACGUCAGAGUUUGCAAAUAAAGGUUGAUUAGGAGGU
Molecule: messenger RNA, 3292 nt
Organism: Lutra lutra (Eurasian river otter)
Lineage: Eukaryota; Metazoa; Chordata; Mammalia; Carnivora; Mustelidae
Gene: PCSK4
Product: proprotein convertase subtilisin/kexin type 4
Exons: 15
Coding region: 534-2927 (797 amino acids)
Biological process (GO): peptide hormone processing
Cellular component (GO): trans-Golgi network; Golgi membrane
Molecular function (GO): serine-type endopeptidase activity
Source: RefSeq, a predicted model, not a curated record